This is a messenger RNA of Phyllostomus discolor (pale spear-nosed bat), 4613 nucleotides long. It is a transcript of the gene AGPAT1, whose product is annotated as 1-acylglycerol-3-phosphate O-acyltransferase 1. Gene Ontology annotation, biological process: phosphatidic acid biosynthetic process. Lineage: Eukaryota; Metazoa; Chordata; Mammalia; Chiroptera; Phyllostomidae. The transcript has 9 exons. The coding region runs from base 2723 to 3586 and encodes 287 amino acids. Gene Ontology annotation, molecular function: 1-acylglycerol-3-phosphate O-acyltransferase activity. The record is from RefSeq and is a predicted model, not a curated record. Gene Ontology annotation, cellular component: endoplasmic reticulum; membrane.
AGCCGACUAGGGAGAGGGGGCCUGAAAGGGAGAAAGGAUGGAAGAGUCAGGGGGAGGAGAGAUGGAAACCCCGUGAGUUGGGGAUGGGGUGUGUACAGGGAAUCCUGGAUAGAAAAUUCAUGCAGCUUCCCCAGUUCCCUUCCUUGCCCUUUGGCCCCACCUGACUCUUGGGAGUUGUGGCUGGGAGAAGGUGGUUUAUUGCCCUUCUUCCCCCAGCAGAAUUUGCUUCAUAGGAAUCCCCCUAGACAGGCUGUUUCCAUCCAGGCACAGGUCCUCUUGUUUUUCAGUGGCCUUCAGCACUGCUAGACCCUUACUGACACUCAGAUGCCUUGUGGGGGGCCAUGUUUUCUAUGUUGAAUCUGUGUACCUUUGAUAUAAUUAAUGGCUUGUGUGCAGUUAGGCUGUGCAAUGCUGUCCAUGGGCUGUGGAGAAAUAGCAUGUUAUUUUCCACCAGAAUUGCCCGUUCUCAUAUCUUAUGUCCAUGUCUCACAUCUGUCUUGACAUAUUCAAGUGUGUGAGUUUUCAUGUACAUAUUGCACCUAUUGUUGAUUUCAUGUUUCUUGCACAUGUUAUUUUUCUGCACGUUUACUUGAGCAUAUAGAGAUUAUACCGUGGUUUCUUGGGCUCACGUGCUUUGUCCACAGCCCCACCACAUGCAGCAGUCUUCAUGUGUGGAACCCAUGGCCUAACUCGCACACGCCCCUUUCGUAAGCUGCAUAUGUUUUUCCAGUCAGGGUUCACUCUGCACAUAUGUGUGCCCCUUCUCAUGAUAUGCUAAUAUGCCAUGUCCAAAGCAUGUUUGCUUAUGGCUGCACAUACUGUCCAUUAAUUUUAUUGGCAGUAUAUAUACCUUGGGAGUCACAUGCUCGUUAACUCAUUUGGCACUCCAGUGUGUUUAUACAUUCUUAGAUAUUUCUUCUCCAGAGAGGACACCUAAUGUUACAUAUCAGAGAGGGUAAUGGGGGCUCCACCUCCCCAAAGAACCUAGCCUUACCUUGCUGAUCUCUCUGGCCUGUGUCCCUUCCCACACAUUCUCCCUCUCGUGGCUGUGUACAGCCUGAGACUGUGGAGCUCAGUGCAUGCCAUAGGGUCAGCCCUGCCAUGCACUGAGCUGUCCCUGAGUCUGCACUGUUGGCACGUAUUGGAUGGCACCAGCGUCUUUCCCCACGGCGCAUUAACCCCCAUUCUGUGUGUUUCUCUUGUGUAGACGGUGAUAUGUACCAUCUUGAUUGUUGUCACUGUGCUUUCACUGUGGCCAGUAUCAAAUGCAUAUAUUGAGGGUAGGUUACUGUUCGGCUUGAUGUGUUCACUGCUUUCUCAGGGACUUUUCUUUUCAUAGUUAGUAGUCCUCAAGGGGGUAGCUAUCCUGUGUUCAGAACCGUCAUUUCUGUCAUUAAUUAUGCUUGCGUGGGUAUGUAUACAGCCUUUUGAUCUGUUCAGCAAAUGUUAAUGAGCCCUUCUCUGCCUCCUCCUGCCAUGAGCAUUGGGGAUAAGACAGAGUCCCUGUUUUCAAGCUGCUUAUAGACUGGAGAGGGAAACAAAAAUGACAGUGAGCAGUUAUACACAGUGGUGUCAGCAUCAGUGGUUCUCAUACUCACCUGGAAGCCUUGUUAAAAUACAGUCUAAUGGGCCCAGCACCCAAAAUUUCAGAUCCAGGAGCUCUGGGGUGAGGUCCAAGAAAUUGCACUUCCACACUUUGAGAACCAGUAAUUAAGAUAAAAGUGUAAUGAAAAAUCAGGCCUGGAGGGAUUCAGGAAGACCUCUAAAAUGUGACCCUGAGCUAAGUGAGGCAGUGGAAGGAGGUGAAAGGGCAUUCCAGCCCAAAAGAACAAAACGUUUGUGGCACAGAACCUGGAAAGAUCAGGGUGUGUCUUAGGAACUGAAGUAGACCUGUUUGGGGUAAAGAGGCAUUUGUGGGCAUGUGGCUGAAGAUAUAAGCAGAAGUCCACUUGUCAAGAAGGGCCUUUAGACAAGACAGGAGUUAUGCCCAGAUCUGUCUGGUUGCCAUGUGGAGGAGGAGUUGGAGGGGAAGAGUUAGGAGCCUGUUACAAACAGUCCAGGGGAGAAACACUGCUCCACGCCCUCAGGGGCAGUGGGAUGGGCAGCUCUAGAGGCAAGCAUCUCAGAGCAGGCAGACACUCCUUCCUCUGUUACCUGUUACCUUUGCUCUUGGCAGUGGGCUUACCUUCGAGCACAGGCUUUCUUGGUUUUGGAAAGGUGUGUCUUUGGCCUUGAUAUUAUUUGCCUGAACAACGUUUUUGUGAAUUGUGCCCCUAGCCCCAGAAGUGGGGCAGCAGAGUGGAGGAAGAAGGAAGAGUCUAGAAGGCAGAUUCUGGGUACCUGCCCAUCUUCCUCCUGAGUUCUUUCCUCUCCCAGGGCAGGUGGCAUGAUAUCCCUUUUAAUCUCUGCCCUCUUUUUUUCACUUGGCGAGGCCAUACCCUCUGUAUCUGCCUGACCAAACUGCCUCUGGUGUCGCUGGAAGGGAGGGAAGGAGUGGUGGGAUUCCCUUGCCUAUCUGUGGAGGCAGGAUUGAUAGAUGUAGUUACUCCUGGCGGCAGUGUGACUGAGUGGCUAGGGGCACAAGCUGCUUAGGUGGAAACUGCAAGGUGCCUCUGAGGAGCCAUAUCACCUCAGAUAUCGGGAGCCUUCAGAGAGAGGUGUGGGAGACCAGUCCGGAGCCCCCCACUGCCUCCAUCCUAGAGAGGCUUCCUGGGUGACCAGAAUGGAGCUGUGGCCAGGGGCAUGGACAGUGCUGCUGCUGCUCUGCCUGUUGCUGCUCUUCCUGCUUCCCACCCUGUGGUUCUGUAGCCCCAGUGCCAAGUACUUCUUCAAGAUGGCCUUCUACAACGGCUGGAUCCUCUUCCUGGCCGUGCUCGCCAUCCCUGUGUGUGCUGUGCGAGGACGCAAUGUCGAGAACAUGAAGAUCUUGCGUCUGAUGCUGCUGCACAUCAAAUACCUGUAUGGGAUACGAGUGGAAGUGCGAGGGGCUCACCACUUCCCUCCCUCACAGCCCUACGUUGUCGUCUCCAACCACCAGAGCUCCCUCGACCUGCUUGGAAUGAUGGAGGUACUGCCUGGCCGAUGUGUACCCAUUGCCAAGCGGGAGCUAUUGUGGGCCGGCUCUGCUGGGCUGGCUUGCUGGCUGGCUGGAGUCAUCUUCAUUGACCGGAAGCGUACUGGGGAUGCCAUCAGUGUCAUGUCUGAGGUCGCCCAGACCCUGCUCACCCAGGACGUGCGGGUCUGGGUUUUUCCUGAGGGCACAAGAAACCACAAUGGCUCCAUGCUACCUUUCAAACGUGGUGCCUUCCACCUUGCAGUGCAGGCCCAGGUUCCCAUUGUCCCCAUCGUCAUGUCCUCCUAUCAAGACUUCUACUGCAAAAAGGAGCGUCGCUUCACUUCAGGGCGAUGUCAGGUGCGAGUGCUGCCCCCAGUGCCCACAGAAGGGCUGACACCAGAUGACGUCCCAGCUCUGGCUGACACAGUCCGGCACUCCAUGCUCACUGUUUUCCGGGAAAUCUCCACUGACGGCAGGGGUGGUGGUGACUAUCUGAAGAAGCCUGGAGGAGUGGGCGAGGCCCAGUUCUGAGCUCCCCUCCCAUCUACCCCACUUUCCUCCACACCUCCCAGCCCAGUGGGUUCUGAAGCAGGGCCAGACCCUCUUCGUUUCCCCUCUCCCUACUCCAUGUCCUCUUUGGAAGCUUCAGCUUCUGAAGUGAGUAUCUCUGCCCACCCCAGCUCUCCCCAUGGACUCUCUUGCCUUGGUGCAGUCUCCACUCUGACCCCUACCCACCUCCUGUGCCAUCGUGUCUAUGAGACAGUUGCCUCCCCUUCAUCUCUUCAGUAGCUCAGCCUACCCAUGGGUGGGAGCACUCCAUUCUGUCCCCACUGGACUAUCUUCCUUUGUGGUCUUCUCUCCCUCUCCACCCCAAAUUGACCAGUGGAUUCAUCCAUUCUGUGGGACAGUUUCCCACCCCACGUCCAUGGAUUCAGUGGAUGCAUCUGUUUGUGAGGAGGACUCCUCAUGCUGUGCCUGGAAGCUGGUGCCUGGAACACUCGUCCCAGGCUCCUCCUGGGAAUACUCCUCAGCACCUCACCCUCCUUCCCUGUGGAGCCUCCUUUCAGUGGAGGCUACACUCCUCACUCAGAGUUCUCAUCCCUGCCGUGCCCAGGUGCCCAGGAGUGAGCAACCUUCUGGAAGCCAGUUUGGUCUUUACAUUUCUGCUCCCCUGUCCCCAUGGUACAUUUCUUCUGUGGCCCUGGCCCCACCCAUCCUCCUGCAGCCCUGCUAUACCAUUCUAACCACACAAGGGGCAAGAGGCAGGCAGCAAGUACUGUACUCACUGCUCCCUGGAGGGCUGGGGGGAAAGCACUGAACCCUGGCUGAAGGGGAUGGCUUUUAAUUUAUUUCUUUCUUUUGAGGUUUCCCCCUCUGAGCCAGUUUUCAUUUCCUGCCUGUGGCAUUAGCCGCUCCCUGCCUCCUAUGCCAGACCUAUGCCCACAACAGGGAAGGGCUGGGAGCAAAAGGAGAAGGUGGGAUUUAGUUUUAUGUAAUUGGUUUUUAUUAAUUAUCUGGAUAAUAGCAAGGAACCAGAAUAAAGAUUGAGAGAUCUGGA